Messenger RNA from Hermetia illucens (black soldier fly), 397 nucleotides. RefSeq names its product cecropin-like peptide 1. Gene Ontology annotation, cellular component: extracellular region. NCBI's taxonomy places the organism in Eukaryota, Metazoa, Arthropoda, Insecta, Diptera, Stratiomyidae. The record is from RefSeq and is a predicted model, not a curated record. The coding region runs from base 91 to 297 and encodes 68 amino acids. The transcript has 2 exons. Gene Ontology annotation, biological process: antibacterial humoral response; defense response to Gram-negative bacterium; defense response to Gram-positive bacterium.
GGCUAGCAUCCAGCAUCAGUUCAGCUUGAAAUCUCAAAGUAUCUCAACUCAGUUCAACCUUCAAUCUAAUAACUAUCAAAUCCAACCAAAAUGAACUUCACAAAGCUUUUUAUCGUAUUCUCUAUUCUUCUUGUUGCCUUCGCCGGACAAGGUGAAUCAAGGAGUUUAUGGAAGAAAAUCUUUAAGCCAGUGGAAAAACUGGGUCAACGAGUUCGUGAUGCCGGUAUUCAAGGAAUCGCAAUCGCUCAACAAGGGGCCAAUGUUCUAGCCACAGUUAGAGGAGGCCCACCACAAUAAUUGCUACGAUAGAUUAGUUAUAGCAAAUUAUUUAUUCUAAUUUUAUGAAAUUACUCAUUUAUUAAAUUUUGUAAACAAAAUAUAUUUUUGUUUAUUUAUA